Oncorhynchus tshawytscha (Chinook salmon) is the source of this 1159-nucleotide messenger RNA. RefSeq names its product catenin alpha-1. Lineage: Eukaryota; Metazoa; Chordata; Actinopteri; Salmoniformes; Salmonidae. Gene Ontology annotation, cellular component: adherens junction; catenin complex. Bases 190 to 465 code for a protein of 91 amino acids. Gene Ontology annotation, molecular function: actin filament binding; beta-catenin binding. The transcript is spliced from 4 exons. Gene Ontology annotation, biological process: cell migration; cell-cell adhesion. The record is from RefSeq and is a predicted model, not a curated record.
CUCUCUCUCCAGUGUCCAGACUCCGCCUGUAAGCAGGACCUGUUGGCCUACCUGCAGCGUAUUGCUCUGUACUGCCACCAGCUCAACAUCUGUAGUAAGGUGAAAGCAGAGGUCCAGAACCUGGGGAGGAGGCUCGUGGUCUCUGGGGAGGUUUCCCAAGCAUUCCUAGAGAGCCAGGUGGACAGUGCCAUGUCUCUGAUCCAGGCAGCUAAGAACCUGAUGAAUACGGUGGUGUCCACGGUCAAGGCGAGCUACGUGGCCUCCACUAAGUACCAGAAGUCCAUGGCCAUGCAGUCCCUCAACAUGCCUGCUAUCUCCUGGAAGAUGAAGGCCCCAGAGAAGAAACCCUGGUCAAGAGAGAAACAGGAAGAUGGAUCCAACAACAAGGUCAAGAGGUCAUCCCAAAAGAAGCACAUCAACCCUGUCCAGGCCCUCAGCGAGUUCAAAGCCAUGGAUAGCAUCUAGAGAUGGAGCAGUCCGUUGGUCAGAGGGUGGUGAGAGGAGGUGGAGCUACAGGGUUGGGGAUAGCGAGCCAGUUGGAUGUUUUUUUUUGUCUUGUCACAAAAAUAGAAAGAGUGAGAAAAUAAGAUUAAGAAUUGUUUAGAAACCAUUCCUCCUUUCCUUUCCCUGGUCUACCCGUCUGGUUUGACCUGAUGUCUCUCUAUACAGACUCACUAAGGUGGACCACUGAGCUCUCUCUCCUCUAACAACCUUAUUUUUUCAAUCAAACGACUGCAUCCUGAUUGCUCUGUUUCUAUCCUACCGUAUGACGUCUCUGGUGGGAGAACAAAGCAAAAGGACCUUUUUCCCCAUAUACCUUGUUUUGAUUUAUUCCAAUGUUGGUAUGAGAAGGAUGGUUUCCAUUGAUACUGUAAGAUUUCAUUCUGACAACGAAUCAUUUUUUGACCCCUGACCCUCUACCCCUAACCUGUGAUGUGAGAUGCCCUGUGUAUUUUAUAGAAAUUGUGUGACCAGUGGGCGGGUAUUGGAGGGUAUUCCACUGUGUGCCAUAUAUAAUAGUGUUGAUCAGAUGGGUCUUUCCACUCUGAACCGUCUCUAUUGUCUCAUUACUCUGGUGAAGCUUUGGUUUACGUUUUUUUUUAAAACAAGUUGAUUUUCCAUCUCGAUGUGUUCUGUCUAAUAAAAGUUUGAUAUUUUA